Molecule: messenger RNA, 1577 nt
Organism: Ceratosolen solmsi marchali
Lineage: Eukaryota; Metazoa; Arthropoda; Insecta; Hymenoptera; Agaonidae
Product: bcl-2-like protein 2
Exons: 3
Coding region: 12-923 (303 amino acids)
Biological process (GO): extrinsic apoptotic signaling pathway in absence of ligand; regulation of apoptotic process; release of cytochrome c from mitochondria
Cellular component (GO): mitochondrial outer membrane
Molecular function (GO): BH domain binding
Source: RefSeq, a predicted model, not a curated record
AGAGGAAGAGGAUGGCCGGUGAGCGAACGGCGAGCACGAACAAUGAGAGCCAUGGAGCGAGCGAGAGGAAGGUGGAGGGGGCCGUCGGUGCCUGCGUCGCGCGGAGGGAACCGCAUUCCAGAGUGGGCGGCAUUCUGGAAUGCGAUCCGGCGGCGGUGGCGGCGGCCCCCGGUAACAACAAGAAUUCGUCGAGCGUUGAGCAGCAGCAGCAGCAACAGCAACAGCAACAGCAACAGCUACAGCUACAGCAGUCGCUGACUGCUUCAGAAGCAGUGACCGACGGUUUCUGCCGCUAUGCUACCGAGGCGACCAGCAGCGGCAUGUCUUUCGUCGAGGUCUGCCAGAUUCGAUUACAACAGCUGUUCCCACAAUUAAUACCACCCCAGACUAGUAUUCUCUAUAAGGAUUCUAUAGAACACACGGCGGAAUGUCUGGCUAAUGAUGUGAUCAGAUAUCUUCUUAAAGAAGACAUUUAUCUAAUAUCUAGAGAUCCCAUUUCUCGCAGUAUGCGUCACAAUGUCUAUCAAAUGCUCAACAAGCACAGCAUACUCUUCACGAGUAUGGUGAACAGAUUAAAUGUUGUACCAGAUACGGCGUACGAAGCCUUUACCGGUGUAGCGGACGAAUUAUUCCUUCAAGGCAAAACAUGGGCCAGAAUAGUUUGUUUGUACGCAUUCAUGGGAAGGCUGGCGCUGUGGGCAAGAGAUAGACGAAUGCACAGUCUCAAGCAGAAGCUUCCACUGUACGUUUCCAGAUACAUUGGCGAAGAAAUAGCACAGUUUAUAAAAAUUUAUGGCGGAUGGGAACAGCUAUGUAUAGAAUAUCCUGUGGCAGAAGAAGUCAGUGGAGCAGUUUGGCGAAGUUUACUGAUGACUGGUGCCACGCUUGGCCUGGUAGCCACAAUUCUGUCGGUGACUUCUUGAUUCGCAAUGCCGAACUACUUUGACGACACGCCCGAUUAAUGUUUCAGUCGCGUACUUAUACAUCCUGUGAUCCUACGAUAAAAGAAAUUAUGCACGCUUUUUAGCAUCGAGAAGACGAUCCAGUAUUUAUAAGACUUGUACUCGCUCAAACUAGAAAUGGAAAAUAUGUAAAUGUCCAUUGUAAAAGAUAAUUUUCGUCCAAUUUUUAAAAUUCUUCUUUUACAUAAUCGACAGAAAUAUAUAAGUACCUCGUGUACAAGAGAGAAAGAACAAAAAUGACAAUGCAAGUUCCCUAUUUGAUAUCGUAUUUCAUACCACUGUAUAAUCAAUCGUCUAGUUCAAUUCCUAAGAUAUCUUGUUUAAACAACAUAUUUCGAAGACGUUCCAAGUAAAUUUUGAAAGAAAAUACUCGAAAUCAAUGUUUAGACGUUUGUACUCCAAAAACUUUUAAAUUACGAUAAAUUUAGGUAGGCGCAAACUAUUUUGUAUUUAUUUAUAAUUUAUUCUAGGUAGAAAAUAAAUAACAAAUUAAGCUCCAUUACGAGCAGCAGUUGCAAAAGCAAUUCAUUCAUCAAUUCAUCGACUAUGAAAUAAUAUAGUCUACAACUUUUUACUACAAUACAGUUACUAUUAAUAGUUCAAUGACGCAAAAAA